AUGCUUUCCCGGGCGGCGAGACCAGCUCUGCGAGCUGCAGCUGCGGCUCCCUCGCGAGUUACGGCCAGCGCGCCCACCAACGCUGCCAACUUCGCGACCCUCCGUGAAAUCGAAGGCCGCCUCAAGUCCAUUCGCAACAUCGAGAAGAUCACCAAGACGAUGAAGAUUGUCGCCUCGACCAAGCUCAACCGCGCCCAGAAGGCCAUGUCCGACUCCCGCGUCUACGGUGCCACCUCCAACGAGGUCUUCAACUCCGCCGAGACCAAGCCCCUCGAGGUCGAGGCCAAGAGAGAGCUCAUCAUCAUCUGCUCCUCCGACAAGGGCCUCUGCGGUGGUAUUCACUCCGGUCUCUCCCGUACCAUCCGCCGCGAGUUCGCUGAGAAGAACGCCACCGCCGACCUCGUCAUCCUCGGCGAGAAGUGCAAGGCCCAGCUUCAGCGCACCAACUCCAAGGACAUCCGUCUCUCCUUCGCCGGCGUCGGCAAGGACGUCCCCACCUUUGCUGAUGCCUCUGCCAUCGCCGACCAGAUCGUUCAGCUCGCUGGCGACUACUCCUCCAUCAAGAUCCUACACAACAAGUUCAUCAACGCCACCAGCUACGAGCCUGUCACUAUUGAGGCAUUUUCCGAGGAGGCCAUCACCCAGUCCCCCAACUUCUCCGCCUUCGAGGUCGAUGAGGAGCUCAUCCCCAACCUCCGCGAGUACGCCCUUGCCAACUCCAUCUACUGGGCUCUGGCCGAGGGUCACGCCUGCGAGAUCUCUGCCCGUAGAAACGCCAUGGACAACGCCUCCAAGAACGCUGGUGAGAUGAUCAACAAGUACCAGAUUCUGUUCAACCGUACCCGUCAAGCCGUCAUUACCGGAGAGCUGGUUGAGAUUAUCACUGGUGCCACUGCCUCCGAGGACAUGUAA
Messenger RNA from Colletotrichum phormii, 912 nucleotides. RefSeq names its product ATP synthase F1. The transcript has 4 exons. NCBI's taxonomy places the organism in Eukaryota, Fungi, Ascomycota, Sordariomycetes, Glomerellales, Glomerellaceae. The coding region runs from base 1 to 912 and encodes 303 amino acids. Gene Ontology annotation, biological process: proton motive force-driven ATP synthesis. Gene Ontology annotation, molecular function: proton-transporting ATP synthase activity, rotational mechanism. The record is from RefSeq and is a predicted model, not a curated record.